Messenger RNA from Phyllopteryx taeniolatus (common seadragon), 4535 nucleotides. Its product is annotated as transforming acidic coiled-coil-containing protein 1-like. The transcript has 16 exons. Gene Ontology annotation, biological process: cell population proliferation; mitotic spindle organization; cerebral cortex development. Gene Ontology annotation, cellular component: cytoplasm. The record is from RefSeq and is a predicted model, not a curated record. The coding region runs from base 283 to 1722 and encodes 479 amino acids. Lineage: Eukaryota; Metazoa; Chordata; Actinopteri; Syngnathiformes; Syngnathidae.
ACAAGGAGGGGAGGCGGCACCACGAGGAAGGGAGAGGCAGACUUCAGACUCGUGACGAAGUCAUGCAAGCGCGAGCGAGCUGCGUCUGAUGCGCCGCUAAUCUGCAUCGGCGAGCCAAAUCCGACGACUUUUCCCUGCGCAGGAUGGGAAGACGGGGGACGAAGCAUAGAGCGCAUAUGUUUUAGAAGCCGCCCUUGUUUGGACCAGGAAGAAGCAAUCAGGAGGAGGAAGAGGAACCUGCUUUUAUUGUUUGGAGUUCUUCCCUGAAAACCUCGUGCGGCAAUGUCCUGGCUGUCUCCGGUCCAGUGGGCCAAAUGGACGUGGUCAGCGGUGACGGGGGGCUCGGGAGAUGACGCGCACAGUAACGACAAUUCCGACUCCGAGGGGACCUUCGAGACCCCAGAGGCGGAGUCUCCGGGUGUCGUGAAACUGCUCUCGGACGCAGACCAAUUUGUCCACAAGAAUUCCAAGCGGGCUGAAGUUGACGCCCUCAACAACCCGACUGGCUCAUCCGACAACAGCAGCAGCUUCGCUCUUAACCGGAACCUCGAUCUGACCCGAACACCCGAGGCCUCGUCCCGGUCAAACGCCGCAGCUCAACCGCAACGACCUCCGUCUCUGCCAGUCCACUCCCCGCUAAGCACACCGGAUCCUUCAGAGGUGGACGAUGAGGCGCCCGCGAUCUGCAACCCGAGCCCAGACUCGAAGCUCUUAUCCAGCCGUGACCUCGCCGCGCAUCGCGACUUGCUAAACGGCAACGUGAACUCUGAUUGUGCAAAAGCGGCCUGCUACCCGCAGGGGAGUGUGGUCAGCAACGGCAUUAUCACUAACUCGUGCAAAGUAAAGCCGGAGCGGCCGACGCAGAAGGACCUCAGCGGGCAGGACGAUGGCCACGCUACUGAUGAGGAGAAGUUGGCCAGCAGCUCGUGUGUCAAAGCAGACCAGGACCAAAGCAUCCAAGUCUGCCAUGUGACUUCCACGCCAGAAGGGCCAGACAUCGGCGCACUGCACAACGACGACCCGAGUAAGUGGAAGAACAAAUCGGAAGGAAGUGCCACGCAGAAAACGGGAAGCAAGGUCCUGGACUCCAUCUGCAUCAACGAGGAGGAGAAAAAGGCCGUUCUGACGCUAAUCAGAGAGGAGAUCAUCACUAAAGAGGCGGAAGUGAACGACUGGAAGAGGAAGUGUGACGACGGCAGACAGGAACUUCACGAGAUGAGGAAGAUUGUCUCAGAAUAUGAGAAGACAAUUGCUCAGAUGAUCGAGGACGAGCAGAGAAACAGCCUGAGCUCCCAGAAGGCUUUGCGUGCCGUCACCAUGGAGAAGGAGGCCGCCCUGACAGACCUCAACUCGGUGGAACGCUCCUUGUCUGACAUUUUCCGGCGCUAUGAAAACAUGAAGAAAACCCUGGAAGGCUUCCAGAAAAAUGAAGAGGUCCUGAAGAAAUGUGCUCAGGAAUAUCUGGCCAGAGUCAAGCAGGAGGAACAGAGAUACCAGACACUCAAAGUCCACGCAGAGGAAAAGCUCGACAAGGCCAACGAGGAGAUUGCUCAGGUGCGCACAAAGGCGAGCUCCGAGAGCUUGGCGCUGACCGCCGGCCUGAGGAAGGAGCAAAUGAAGAACGAGUCUCUGGAACAAGCCCUGCAGCAGAAGAAUCAAGAGAUCGAGGAGCUCACUAAGAUCUGCGACGAGCUCAUCGCCAAAAUGGGAAAAGCGGACUGAGAAGAGCUCCGUGCGGCUCGGCCGCGACUUCCCACCGAUGAGAUGCCGAAAGUCCUCCCCCGUGCCAGCUGGCACCUGAAGCUGCCUCGAUCGACGCAGGUGUCUCCUUCCGCUUCCUGUUCUCAGAUUUUGCUAAUCGGGUCGUCUGUUUUGAUUGCAUUUUGCGGACCCCUGGCGCUUUCGGCCGUCCCCGCCAGUGGACGACGACGACGACGUGCUCGCGGCUCCGCUGAAAUUCCCAGCAGCUUCAACGGCGGAACUGUCAUGCGACUCCUCCGGCAGUGUGACGUCAAAUUGAAGGUCGCUUUUGACUCAUUGUCGGACGUACACGCUCAGAGAAGCCAACGCGAGGGUUGUUUUGUGUUAAGCACCAAUCUGAAUAAUAUAUUCUUCCCACCGACUCGCGGGAGGCAAAAGUGGUCGAAGCUGCACGACAACACGCGAGAGCGGCUUCAAGGCGGUUCGGGAGGACAAUGGCGUCCGAAUGGCUUUCCGCCGCUUCAAAUCUCCCGCAACUUGACUACAGCGUUGCGAUUGCACAUCAUUUGAUCAGAGAAAUCAAAACACAAGAUUAAGACUGACAUCAUGUUUUCCUAUUCGACACCGCAGCCUUGGCCCGACAUGGAACUCCGUAGAGAGAGCGAAAAAUCCCAAUUUGGAUCAGCACCAAAUGUACACCCUCAGAGAUAGCUAGCAAUAUACCUUUUAAUGUUUGUUGUCGGCGGAACGAAGGCAACAAGAUCGAUCGAUCGAUCAAUAUCGCGAGUGAAAAACUGGCCAAAGACCCACAGCGGGGUUUAACAACAAGUUCCGUUGGGACUGAAAAUAAAUGAAUAACGUUGUGGCAAAAAGACUUGUGGCGUGCUGACUGUUUUUGUUGUGGUUACGUUACAUUGGUGAGCAGGCCACUUCUGGGCUAAUGCAAAUUUAGAUAUAUAUAUAUAUAUAUAUAUAUUGUCUGUGACACAUGGCGCAUUUGAGUGGGUUUACCUGCCUCUCGCUUCCGUUUGCUUUACACUUUGUUUACAAGUGCACGCUCACAACCGUAUUCUAUUUGAGCUGUUUUUGAGCUAUCUUGUUGUUUUUUAAAAGCCUUUUGAAUGAAUGUGAGUGCAGAAGAUCUACAAAGAGCACCCAGCCCAGCAUGAACUGAGAGUAUAUUUGUUCAAAUAAAAAUGCAGUUAGCCUUGUAAAUUCAUUCAUAGCACAAACCUCCGAUAUAUGACACACUGCCGCAAUGUCCGAGUCUUGCGUUUGCACAUUGAAGACUUCAAAGAGAAAAAUUAACAAAAAGAUAUCAUUUGUUCUAUUCUGGGAAGCUGUUUUGUGAAGACACAAUUUGAAAUGGUGCAGUUCCUUCAUGCAAGAAUGGUAAUCACGUUUGAUCUAGUGAUCCAAAGUCAAAUUUGUUGUGGGUACAGCAAAAGCAGGGAACUUGACACACACACGACGUAUACAAUUCUGAACCACAUGAAAUGGCGACGACUAUCCGACACGAGACAAUAUCGGUGAUGUGAACAUGAAAGCGUUACAACAAGGAGAGGAACUUUUUUGCAUCCGUAACAAUUGAAUUCACGAUGAGAAAAGGGGCUUCAAAAGGUUUCUCCGUCGCUCUUUGCCGACUGAAACUCAAAGCGUCACCCUCGCAGCUGUUUGUUUGGAUGGCCACCGCGUGUUGUUGUCAGUAUGUUCGAUACGUCACAACUUUGACCUCCACGCCGGUGAUGGAGGGUUGUGUUACCUCCACCCACAACCUCCCUGACGGAAGCUCGAGUUCUUUGGAACAUUAUCCAUCAGAAGAAAACUGUUCAUUAAAGCUUGUUUUGUUAAGUCAAUUAGUGCAGGCUUCUUUCUGGCUGUGCAGCAUAAAUGGAGAUUAGCGAGAUUAGACUCGAAUGCCACGAGUCGCAUUCCGAGGUCUUAACGCGUCCGCCUCUCCAUCACUGCCUCGUCUCAUCCCCGCCGCCAUGAAGGCUCCUCUCGUCCUGCUGCUGCUGCUCGCUCUGGCUGGCCACAUUAGGCUGCAAACAUACACCGGCCACUUCAAUAGGUGUUCUCCCCUGUUCUGUCUGCAAAGGCGACGCCCUCAGAUGCCACACGUGUGCGGCAUCCAGCGAGGACGACUGCAACAAGCAGGGCUCCGCCUCCUGCCCGCAGUACGCCGACGCCUGCGCCACCAUCUCCGGACCCCAUACCGUGCUCAAGUCGUGCACCUACAAGGCUUUCUGCGACAAAGCUCACGGGAGCAACUCUGCGGCCAAGAUGGAGUGUUGCUACGGCGACAACUGCAACGGUCCGUACAGGAGCCACAGUCAAGGAGACCCGCACCGCAACGGCACGCCAGCGCUGUCCCGCGGCCGUGUCGUCCUGCCGCUCGCUGCCGUGCUCCUGCGUCUGUAAACGAUGAUGUUGAUUGUAUUCGCCCAAACCUCCUAUUACACCAUCCGUCCAUUCACCCACCCUGCAGCGGAGAUUUCUUUUUUCUUAACCACCUCUUGAAUGGGUUAGGGUGAGUCGUUGCAUAUCUGUGUUUAGGCAUUGGAAUGGUGUGGAUUUACAAAACGGUGUUAUUUUGAAUGACAGCCUUCCAAAUCUAGUUGUGGUGUUACCGGUUGUUACAUGGUUGUUUGCAUCCACCAACAUGGUGCCCGUGGGCGUCAGGUGGCCCCAAAGACCACAUGAGUACAUAGUACAUGUGAUGGAUCUGGCCUGUUCUAAAAAUAGCUCACCGGUGAAUUCUGUAGAAGUGCUGAUUUGAAAAUGUAAACAAUUGCAGAGAUUUCUAGAAAUAAAGUGUUGCAUAUGGAUAUUUA